AUGGCAUUUAUGGGGAUUAUUGUCUUCUUAACUUUGGAUUUUACAAUUAUGAACAUAAUUGCUGGAGAAGUUCUUGAAGUUGGACUUGGUAGAUAUACAAGUCGUCAUAUCAAGAAAACAUUUGCAUGUUAAAAAGAAUUAUUAGAAUUUGAUAUUUAUUCAAUCAAAUUUAAAUUUUUUCUUAAAUUGGAUAGAAGGAAACCUAUAGAUAUAUAUAAUCUUAAAUUUGUUAGGUUCAUACAAAAUGUUGUUUUAUUUUAAUGA
This is a messenger RNA of Paramecium sonneborni, 264 nucleotides long. The record is from the annotation of a GenBank genome assembly. Lineage: Eukaryota; Ciliophora; Oligohymenophorea; Peniculida; Parameciidae.